AUGAGGAUUAUGGGAGAGGUCUAUGGCGGUCUCGCAAAUGUACCCUAUGACAGUAAGGAUGUGAGCAAUUUCAUGGCUAAAAUUGAUGAAGAACACACGCACAAAGACAUGUCCCUGUUGCUAGCUCACUUUGCAAGGAUAAAAAAAGAAGACCCAGAUUUCUAUUUCAACAUACAUACAGAUCAUGCGGACAAAGUGGACCGCAUAUUCUGGGUAGAUGGGCCAGCGAUUGCUGCUUACAAAAAUUACAGUGAUUGCCUCUCAUUCGACAGCACCAACAUGACCAACAUGUACAAUAUGCCUUUCGCACCAUUCGUUGGAAUCAAUAGGUAUUGUCAAACAAUCCAGCUAGGAUGUGGGUUCCUAAAGAAUGAGAACAUCGAGAGUUUUGUCUGGUUGUUUCAGGAGUUUCUUGAGGCUAUGGGUGGUCUACUGCCAGAUAACUUCAUAACUGAUCAAGAUGCGGCAAUGAGAAGUGCAGUUCUCGUCUCAUUUCCAAAUUGCUGCCACAGAAAUUGUAGGUGGCACAUUAUACAAAAUGCGCAGGCCGUUUUGGGCAACUUCUUGUCAAAACAUGAGGAGUUAAGGACAGAGUUGAACGAGAUAAUUGAUUAUAGCAUGUCGGUUGAAGAGUUCGAAACUAGGUGGGCACAAAUGAUUACCAAACACAAUGUAGUGGACAACACCCAUCUCUAUGAUCUAUAUCAUAUUAGAGCCACUUUUGUGCCAGCCUACUUCAAAGAAAGGUUCUUUCUGUUCCUACAGACUACUGCUCGUAGUGAGGGGUUCAACGCUGUUUUGAAAACUUACAUUGACCCGCACAACAAUUUUCAUCAUUUCUUCCUUCAGUACAUGAAGUUGCAAGAAAAGAUUGAUGUAGCGGAGGAUGCAGUUGAAUUCAAGGAUGAAGACAAGACUCUUAGGGCGUGGGGAGAUUUUCCAGUUGAAGAGCAAGCCUUGCAGGUGUAUACACGGCCCAUUUACUUGCGCUUUCGUGCGGAGCUUCGUAAAGUGACAUCUUAUAAUGUACAACAUGUUGGUCAUGAAACGUACGAUGUUAGCCCUAUCAAGAAUUAUGUUUAUGGCUAUGGCAGUAGAAGCUACAGGGUAGAGGCUAAUUUGGAAGCUGAAAAUUACAACUGCGAGUGCUGCAAGUUCAGCAGGGAUGGGUUGUUGUGCUGCCAUAUUUUUAGAGUGAUGAUGCAAUUGGGUAACAUUGACAGAAUUCCAGAGAAGUACAUCCUCAAGAGGUGGUGA
Messenger RNA from Lolium perenne, 1257 nucleotides. Its product is annotated as protein FAR1-RELATED SEQUENCE 5-like. Gene Ontology annotation, molecular function: zinc ion binding. NCBI's taxonomy places the organism in Eukaryota, Viridiplantae, Streptophyta, Magnoliopsida, Poales, Poaceae. The record is from RefSeq and is a predicted model, not a curated record.